GCUCUCUCUCUCUCUCUCUCUCUCUGUACUCUUCGGCCGCUUCAUUUGGGGCUUCUUUCCGUCACCAUGUUCGAAGACUCUGUAUCUUCUUCCAUUCCUUCGAUCUGGGCCUCCAUGAACAGCUGGUUCACCCCACCUGUUCUCUUCGUCCUCCUCAAUCUCAUGAUCGUCACCAUUGCCUUCACCUCCAGCUUCGUAAGCCAGAAACAGCAGCAAAGCCACCCGCAAGCUCAAGAGAAUCCUUAUCAACACCAUCGGAUGGUCAGAUCGCCGUCCGUUCUCGAACGACUCAAGUCCAUCAACCUCUACGCCUACAGAUCGCCGGAGCCCCACCCAUCUCCGCCACUCGCCGCCGCCUUCAGCCCGGCCCCGGAUUCAGCCACCCAUUACGUUUCCGAACAAACCCACGAGCCCCAAAGCUCGGAACCGGCGACUCGGCUGGUUUUCGAAGAGGAAGAGGAAGAGCCGAAGAGUCUGGACGAGGUUUACAGCCAGCUGGAGGGCCACCACUUCGACCGGACCCGGUCGGAGUCGGAGCCGGCGUCGGGGAAGAUGCCGGAGAGGCUCCCGGCCAAGAUUCGGAAGUCGGCGAGCGCCAAGUCGGCGUUCGCCCACUUCGAGGAGGAGGACAUCGUGGGGGUUCGUAGGCCGGCGACGAUGCGAGAGGGGAAGGCGGCGGCGGAGGUGGACGACGAGGUCGACGCCAAGGCCGACGAUUUCAUCAACAAGUUCAAGCAGCAGCUCAAGUUGCAGAGGCUCGACUCCAUUCUGGGGUACAAGGAGAUGAUCGCCAGAGGGAGUGCAAAGUAAUGUUCCUUAAUAUCUGGGGUUGUUUUGCAAUUUUUUGUUAAAUGGGGGACUUGUUUUUCUGAACUAGCGGUCAGUAGGUCGGUUCAUAUAUCGGCUAUAGAUCUACCAGUUAGGGUCGGGUUGAACUUUGCAAGCAAAUGUCAAAUAUGCCCAUUGACGGUAUUCCCUGGCUGUUCGCGGUAGAAAGGGUCAUUCUCGUCAUUUUAAUCAGCGUAGGACUUGGUCCACGGUGACAUAGCAUAAAGGUUGAAUUUUUCGCAGUUUAUUUCUUCGGUUGUGUUCCUUUUACUAUAUUUGUUAAAAGACAAAAAUGCCCCCAGCAUUUGCUCUA
This is a messenger RNA of Diospyros lotus (date-plum), 1141 nucleotides long. Its product is annotated as pathogen-associated molecular patterns-induced protein A70. The record is from RefSeq and is a predicted model, not a curated record. The coding region runs from base 67 to 810 and encodes 247 amino acids. The transcript has a single exon. Lineage: Eukaryota; Viridiplantae; Streptophyta; Magnoliopsida; Ericales; Ebenaceae.